This is a messenger RNA of Anolis sagrei ordinatus, 3004 nucleotides long. Its product is annotated as HUWE1-associated protein modifying stress responses 1. The record is from RefSeq and is a predicted model, not a curated record. Lineage: Eukaryota; Metazoa; Chordata; Lepidosauria; Squamata; Anolidae.
CUUUUUUUUUUUUUUGGUGUGUGUGUGUCUCCGCCUCAGUGUGGUGCGAGGCAGGCGAAGGAAGAGGAAGGAAGGAGGGAAGGUAGGCCGCGCGCGCCCGUCCAUGGCGGCGCGGAGGUAGGCCCCGUCCGCGCCAUGGAGGACAAGGCGGGCAAGGAGGAGGCCGAGGCGGAGAUCCAGGAGCUGCACGGGCCCGAGCACUGGUUUAGCAAGUGGGAGCGGCAGUGCCUGGCCGAGGCCGAGCGCGACGACGAGGGCGCCCUCCCGCCGGGCCUGCAGGGCGACGAGGACGACGAGGAGGAGGAGGACGACGAGGCCGCCGCCACCGCCGCCGCCGCCGCCCCGCAGGCCGAACACCGCAAGCAGCAGAAGCUCUGGCACCUCUUCCAGAACUCCGCCACCGCCGUGGCCCAGCUCUACAAGGACCGUGUUUGCCAGCAGCCAGGCCUCUCGCUUUGGGUUCCUUUCCAAAAUGCGGCCACCGCUGUCACCAACCUCUACAAAGAAAGCGUGGAUGCCCACCAGCGGAGUUUUGAUGUGGGAAUACACAUUGGCUACCAGCGUCGCAACAAAGAUGUCUUGGCGUGGGUCAAGAAGCGCAGAAGAACGAUCCGCCGAGAAGACUUAAUCAGCUUCCUGUGCGGGAAGGCUCCUCCUCCACGGAACUCUAGAGCUCCCCCAAGACUGACUGUAGUAUCCCCUAGCCGGGCGGCUUCCACAGAAACAAGCCCCUCGGUCGAGACGGACUUGCAGCCCUUCCGAGAAGCCAUAGCCCUCCAUGGUAAUGUUGCUGGUCUCAGUGGUGCGAUGGCGAGCAUCAGCGUGCGCUCCAGCACCCCAGGCUCUCCCACUCACGUGAGCAGUGGCUCCAAUGGGAGCAGGAGGAGAAACGGACUCCAUGACGUUGACUUGAACACUUUCAUAUCCGAAGAAAUGGCACUCCACUUGGACAAUGGUGGAACUCGAAAGCGUACCUCAGCCCAGUGCGGCGACGGCAUUACGGACUCUCCGACCCAUAAACGCAACCGGAUGAUCUAAGCGGCGGACCCUUUCUGUGCCCCCUCCUUGGCCCUCCUCUUCCUCCCCCGACCCCUCCGCCAUGCUGCUUGAAAGCCACCGGACCCUCAGCAGCCUGCUGGGAAAGCAUCACAACCUGAGGCUCUCUCCUCCCAAGUCAUAGAAAAAGAAAGAAAUAGAGAAAGAAAUCAAUACUUGCCAUAAAGGAAAGCUUGCCUACUGACUAGAGUCUUCUCCUGACUUCGACUUCAUCAAAUUAGAUUCUUUAGCAGAGGACGUCCAGCAUUGUGUCGUGGCUGGAGAAGCCCAUCGCAGGCAGAACGGGCACCUGUUCCGAGGCGAAAAGUGACCUUACUUGUUACUCUCAAAGGGAAAAAAGGAAAUAUCAGACAUUUAUUUGGUAAUAGACAUGCUUUUUUGUCCUUUAUUUCUUUGCUGUGUUUAAGUAUUUGCUUCAGCGGUAUGGCCCUUUUGGCAACAGUGUCAAAAACAUGACUUGGCGUGACAGAACCUGUGGGCUUCCUUUUUUAAAAAAAUGAAUAUAUAUAUAUAUAUAUAUAUAUGCAUAUUAUAUAGAUAGAUAUGCAUAUUAUAUGUAAGUUAUAAUAUGCAUAUAUAUGUGUGUGUAUAUGUAUAUAUAUAUUUCCUAAAAAGCUCUACCAGGCACAUGAUUUCUUACAUAGUAAGUGUGUGAUUUAUAUACUAAGUUCUGACCAGUUGCUUCUUCCGCAAUUUGCAGCAGCUGUGUGUAAAAGAUGGCUGUGGAUCAGAUACUAAACUAGGCCAGAAGUUUAGUAUUGGGUUUGUUUUGCGCGCGGUCACUUUGAAGUUGCGGCACCGGUUCCCCCCCCCCCCCCCCCCCAGCAUUUUUAAAUUGCAAGUUACUUUUUGGUUGAUACGUCUUUAUCACCAUUUGAGUCUUCUCUUGCUAGCAAAUGUCUGAACUCCUCACAAACGCCAGAAAGAGAAGGAAAGAUUGAGAAAAGCCUUGGUGACCCAUAGUAGUUCUGUAGCAGUAGAACGUGGGCUUAGGUACGACAGAUAUGUAUUGUAUGUUUCUUUUUAGGACAAGGAAUUCACUUGCGCGGAAUCAGUGGAUAGGAGAAAGGGUGGGUGGAAGCAGAGAAGAACGUUGGGCAUUGUUUCUUCUAUUGUUUUUGAGCUGCUUUCAUAAACAGCCACCCGAGGCUUGUGCAGCGCUGCUUUCUUUUGCGUUUGGGGCCAUUUUGCAGUCCCACGAAAGGAACAGCACACAUGGGGUCGCUUUGGUAGAAGAUGUCCCAAAGGCUUAGCCAGGAGGAGGAAGAAAAGACAUAGUCCCCUUGGCCUUUGCCGGCUGCCUCUGGCCAAGCUGGUUUGGGAAAUCUCCCUUUAUUCUUUCGGAGGCAGACAUCGGCUCAAUAAGAAGGUGUAAAUGUGCAUCCAAGGUAAAUAGGCCUUGACUUUGAACCCUCCACUUUUUGAGGAACAGGGAGAGCACAGAAGAGAUAGGGGCAUUAGGGACACAGAGAGAGACUGGAAGAGGAGCUGUACGAAUGCUGUUUUGAGUUUGCUGCCCUGCAAAUGGAUAGUCAACCUUAAGUGGUCCUUGUCAUUGGACUUGGAACGUAGGGAUAAUCCUCCAUCUUUUGAGGCCAAAAACACACAUUGCGAAAAGCACCUUGUUUCUCCCCUCCAUUGGCUUCACAUAGCUUUUUAAAGUCUUGCUUUUGGGGGAGUGCCAGAACAGCUCUGGGGCGGGUCUAGUUGUUUGUGAGAAACAAGUAACACCUCACAUUCCUGGCACAUUUUCAGAAGGAUAGGGCCAGCCGGUUGUCCACCAGGAGACAUUUGUAGUUCUUGGGUCAUAGACUUUUGAAUCUCUCUGGAUUUGCACUGAAGUUUUCUGUGUGCCGCAGUGGUUUUAAGGCCAUGGGUUGCCCCCAAGAAAGUAACUCCUUCUGUCAAAAGAAUAAGGCAGAAGGGAAUCUGGAAGUCAGAAAGAAAA